Molecule: messenger RNA, 840 nt
Organism: Sardina pilchardus (European sardine)
Lineage: Eukaryota; Metazoa; Chordata; Actinopteri; Clupeiformes; Clupeidae
Gene: hoatz
Product: HOATZ cilia and flagella associated protein
Exons: 6
Coding region: 42-536 (164 amino acids)
Biological process (GO): cilium assembly
Source: RefSeq, a predicted model, not a curated record
GACACGUUCUAGCCUCAGCCAGUUUCACAGUCGAUUCCGCAAUGGCAACUGAUCUGGUGGACGAUAUAAACGUAGGCCUCCAAGAACUCGCCGAGUUGGAAGCGCAAUAUACUAUUUUUGUUGGAUCUUCGCCUGAAGAUGUUUCAUAUGCGACGACUUUCUGGAAUUCCCUAGCUCUGCAACCGCCGAUAGAAUCGCGAUUGGUGUCAGCAGAUAUCAGUCAGCGACUGAAAGUAGCCAAAGAUCCAUCCAUUAAAACUGCUCCAAGGCCUGGUGCAUCUCGGAAUGAUGCUAUCUUCGAAAAAGUCUCAGAACAGAGGACCGAAGAGGACAGACAAAAGUACAAAGACAUGGCUAAAAGGAGGGAUCAGAUCAUGGUGCUUCUGAAAAAGCAGAGAGAGGAAAGAGUAAAGAGAGAGAUGAUUUCCCGCCCUUUCAAGCCCAAGCAGUGUCGUCAUCAAAGUAACAGGCAUGCUCCAGAUGUCUCUCCACAGGAUCUAGACGAGGACAUACAACAUGUUAGGAGCCUACAGUAGACUAGGAGUUCAGAUUUAUGAAUAGCCAUCAAUGGACACUUAACCCAGAGAUCACUGUGGGAGUGGAAGAAGUCUAAAAAAGGAAGGAAGUGUACUGAAUUGCAUUUUCAAAUGAGUAUUUAUAUUGUAGAUUGAAACAGUGUCAUUUGCUUUAUUGGUGCAUCAAUGUGGACAUACAAAUCUGUCUUCAUGUUCAUUUAGAGCCUAAACUAUAUUGUGUGAAAAUAUUUUAAGUGUGUUCACAUAAUUUAAGCCCAUUUGAGUUCAAAUUCUUGUCUACUCCUCAAAAUGAAAUAAAUCAACU